Molecule: messenger RNA, 270 nt
Organism: Elephantulus edwardii (Cape elephant shrew)
Lineage: Eukaryota; Metazoa; Chordata; Mammalia; Macroscelidea; Macroscelididae
Product: dynein light chain 1, cytoplasmic-like
Exons: 1
Coding region: 1-270 (89 amino acids)
Biological process (GO): microtubule-based process; cilium assembly
Cellular component (GO): cytoplasmic dynein complex
Molecular function (GO): dynein intermediate chain binding; dynein light intermediate chain binding
Source: RefSeq, a predicted model, not a curated record
AUGUGCGACCGAAAGGCAGUGAUCAAAAAUGCAGACAUGUCGGAGGAGAUGCAACAGGACUCAGUGGACUGCGCCACCCAGGCACUGGAGAAAUACAACAUCGAGAAGGACAUUGUGGCCCACAUCAAGAAGGAGUUUCACAAGAAGUACAACCCCACCUGGCACUGCAUCGUGGGAAGAAACUUGGGUAGUUAUGUGACACAUGAAACCAAGCACUUUAUCUACUUCUACCUGGGCCAAGUUUCCAUUCUUCUGUUCAAAUCUGGUUAA